Messenger RNA from Saccostrea cuccullata (small rock oyster), 1373 nucleotides. Its product is annotated as neuronal acetylcholine receptor subunit alpha-10-like. The record is from RefSeq and is a predicted model, not a curated record. Gene Ontology annotation, molecular function: acetylcholine-gated monoatomic cation-selective channel activity; transmembrane signaling receptor activity. Gene Ontology annotation, biological process: regulation of membrane potential; monoatomic ion transmembrane transport; nervous system process. NCBI's taxonomy places the organism in Eukaryota, Metazoa, Mollusca, Bivalvia, Ostreida, Ostreidae. Gene Ontology annotation, cellular component: plasma membrane; synapse; neuron projection. Bases 20 to 1168 code for a protein of 382 amino acids. The transcript has 3 exons.
AUACAAUGGAUUGGAAGUCAUGAGGAUCCCAUGCAGGAAAAUAUGGCUUCCCGACAUCGUUCUGUACAAUAGCGCUAGUGACCAUAACGAGAAGUACAUGGAGGCCUUGGCGAUGGUCGGUAGCGAUGGCACCGUCUUCUGGCCACCAAUCGUCAAGUUUAGAAGUUCCUGUCUGAUGGACAUGACCUACUUUCCGUUUGACGACCAGAUUUGUAAGCUGAAAUUGGGAUCGUGGGCCUACACUGGGUUUCAAGUAGACGUCCUCAAUCGGUCAAACACUAUCGACAUGUCUAGAUUCGUAGAAAACGGUGAAUGGGAGAUAAUAAAUACAGAGGCAAUCCGGAAUAAUGUAUACUACACGUGCUGCCCAGAGCCAUUUCCGGAUGUGACGAUCACGUUACACUUGCGUAGAAGGACUAUUUACUUCAUGUACAACGUCAUCAUCCCUUCCAUCAUGUUGUCUAGCCUGGCCCUUCUUGGGUUCUGGGUUAAUCCUGACUCGGGGGAAAAGGUUACCCUUGGUCUUACGGUGCUGCUAGCUCUCUCUGUCUUCAUGCUGUUAAUUGCUGAAAACACUCCCUCCACCUCAUUCUUUAUACCACUUUUAGGUGUAUAUCUCAUAACCACGAUGUCCUUCACCUCUCUCUCUGUUAUUUGUGCAGUGGGCGUGACUAACCUUCACCUCCGAGGUCACGCGUACCCUGUUCCGAAUUGGAUGCGCAAGCUCUUAUUUUUAAUUUCCAAUAUUUUGUGUAUAAGGCUUCAUCAUUUAAGGAAUGGAUUGUCCGUUAAUAGUUCGCCUCAUUGGGACAGAAUUCCGGCGUCUUCCACUUUUGGAAAUCACUCCACCUCAAACGGUCGCAUCGUGCACGAUCUUGGCGAAGGGACCGUCAUUCACCAUGACGAAGUACACAAAGAAGGGGCAGCCCCUACCGACAGGUUAUUAAGGGAAGAUAACUCUGAUGUGAAUCACGCAUUACUGGAAACUCUAAAGUGCCUUAUUAACAAACAUGAAGAGGGAGAACGGGAGAGAAAGAUCCAUGACGAGUGGAAGGAAGUGGCAUUGAUAAUUGACCGUUCUCUGUUCGUGAUUUUUCUCCUGGGAAUGAUUGUAGCGUCCGUCUACAUUCUUGUUGUCUUGCCAUUAAGGAAGUUAGCUACGGUUUAAUUCACUCCUUACAUGUGCUAUUUUUGCCAACAUUUUAAAAACAGAAAGUUGGGGACGGUUUAAGUCUCCCCAACAUGUGCUCUCUUUGCCAACAUUUUGAUUACAUUAACGAAUAGUUUAAUUUAUGCUAUAUUGUAUUAUUGGUAUUUUUAUUAAUCAUGCUGUGAACACUCUUGUGUUUGACACAAUAAAACCGCACAAUAUU